AUGAAAAACUGCAACUCCAUCCUCCUCUUUUCUCUAGCAGGCCAAGCCAUUGGCUCUCCACUUCUCCCCCGCAAAGACGGCGUCGACGUCAAGCACGUGGCCGUCUUCAGCAUCGAUGGCCUCCACAACAGCGACAUUGAUAAGUGGCUAGCACUCGGUCCUUCCAAUAUUUCCAAGCUCUUGGGUACAGGUUACAGAUACACCAACGCUUGGGCUACAUUCCCUUCCGACUCUUUUCCUGGCACAUUGGCUCCAUAUACUGGUGCUACGCCGAGGACGACGGGAGUGUGGUAUGAUGAUAUUUGGGACCGAUCAUUCUUUGCGCCAGGGAGUGGAUUGGUAUACGACGAAGGCGUCGACGUCGACUCAACAAAGCUCUUCACCACAAUAGACCCCGCCAAGCUCCCACAAGCACUCAUUAAAGGGCAAUGCACCAACAUCUAUCCUCACAUGCGACCACGCGUCAACACUGCUUUCGAGGUAGUAGUAGGAAAAGGGCUGAAGACUGCCUACACCGACAAACACCCUUCUUAUGACCUUGUGCGUGGGCCGAGCGGCAAGGGCCUCUCCACAGGGUACUUCCCUGAGAUCGCGAGCACGGCUGGUGGUGUUGAUGCCACGACUGCGUAUGAUCAGUUACAUGUCAAUGCAUGGCUAAACUGGAUCGAGGGGAAGGACAUUGCAAAUGCAGAGGGGAGUUUAGGUGGGAAGGUUCCGACCCUAUUUGGCGGCAAUUUCCAAGCCGUAUCGGUUGGCCAGAAGACGGCAGGCUACGUCAAAGGCAGUCUCGCUUUCACGGAUGGCCUCAAGAAGGCUAUCAAAUUCGUCGACGACUCGCUUGGCCUCAUAAUCAAGAAACUCGAAGACAAGGACAUGCUUACAAAGACCAUGAUUGUCAUUGCACCUAAGCACGGUCAAUCUCCCAUCAAUCCUGAUAAAUUCGGUGAGGUUGACCCCAAGCUUGUCACUGCUGCCACCGGCGUUCCGGUGGUUUGGCAAACCAGCGAUUCCAUCGCUCUUAUCUUUCUUAAAGACCAAAAAGACCUCGCGAAAGCAGUCGCAGGCCUCCAAUCGCAAGCCACGGCUCUUAAAAUCUCCGACAUCAUUUACGGCGACCGUCUCAUUAAAGAGUUUGGCGAUCCCUCUAAGGACCCUGCUGUCCCUGACAUUGUCGUUGCGCCGAUCCCCGGUAUCAUUUACUCGACCUCCAAGAAGAAGAUUUCCGAGCAUGGAGGUUUGUCGGAGGAAGACCGGCAUGUAGGCGUCCUUGUCAGCCAUCCCAAGUUGAAGAAGGCUGUCUUUGAAGACAAAGUGUUUACGACUCAAGUUGCGCCGACCAUUUUAGAAGCAUUAGAUUUGGAGGCGGAGGAGUUGGUGGGGGUGAAGGCUGAGGGAACGAAGGCUUUGCCUGGCUUUGAUGAUUGA
Lindgomyces ingoldianus is the source of this 1425-nucleotide messenger RNA. RefSeq names its product type I phosphodiesterase/nucleotide pyrophosphatase. The transcript is spliced from 4 exons. The coding region runs from base 1 to 1425 and encodes 474 amino acids. NCBI's taxonomy places the organism in Eukaryota, Fungi, Ascomycota, Dothideomycetes, Pleosporales, Lindgomycetaceae. The record is from RefSeq and is a predicted model, not a curated record.